Centropristis striata (black sea bass) is the source of this 539-nucleotide messenger RNA. RefSeq names its product protein phosphatase 1, regulatory subunit 27b (gene ppp1r27b). Gene Ontology annotation, molecular function: phosphatase binding. The record is from RefSeq and is a predicted model, not a curated record. The coding region runs from base 1 to 486 and encodes 161 amino acids. The transcript has 3 exons. NCBI's taxonomy places the organism in Eukaryota, Metazoa, Chordata, Actinopteri, Perciformes, Serranidae.
AUGAAAUUCUCCAACAAAAAGGAUUUAUCCCAGAAUGUGCGUAUCAAGGCGUACGCCCAGACCUGUGACAUCAGAUUUAAGACGUCUUCUUCUCCUCCUCUGAAGUCGGUCCACUUCCCCAACGACGUCCUCUUCCUGGACUACGUGAGACACGGAGAGCUGGAGCGGAUCGGACGAUUCCUCAGAGCUGGAAGAGUCGACCUGGACACCGUCUACCUCUCAGGCAUGGCGGCGCUCCACGAGGCGGUCCUCUCGGGGAACCUGGAGACGGUGAAGCUGCUGGUGGAACACGGAGCAGACGUCCAUCAGAGGGACGAGGAGGGCUGGACGCCGCUGCACAUGGCCUGCAGCGACGGCUUCCCUCACAUCGCACGGUUCCUCCUCUCUGUGGGAGCUGACCCUCAGCUGGAGAACGACUGUGGAGAGAAACCAGCUGAUCUCAUCGAGGAGGACAACAAGGAGCUGCUGGAGCUGAUGGGACUCUAGAUCCUCAUCCACUACAGACUCGAGAUCCUGAACCUGAUCUUCUAGAUCCUGAU